Parnassius mnemosyne (clouded apollo) is the source of this 210-nucleotide messenger RNA. NCBI's taxonomy places the organism in Eukaryota, Metazoa, Arthropoda, Insecta, Lepidoptera, Papilionidae. The record is from the annotation of a GenBank genome assembly.
AUGUUACCGUACCCACCCCGCGCUGAAAGACCUAUAAAUCAAAUAUUGCGGUGCGGGGGGAGCAUGGGGUGCGCGGGGUGCGAGCGGCGCGGCUCGCGGCGGCGCUCGCGGCGCGCGCGCCUGUGCGCGGGCGGCGCCGCUUGCCGCGCGCUCACUCACUCCGACACUGAGAUCCCGCUCGCUCUCCAGCCUCGUAAAGUGACCGCGUGA